Oryzias melastigma (Indian medaka) is the source of this 1543-nucleotide messenger RNA. Its product is annotated as protein C1orf43 homolog. The record is from RefSeq and is a predicted model, not a curated record. Gene Ontology annotation, biological process: phagocytosis. The transcript has 8 exons. The coding region runs from base 390 to 1151 and encodes 253 amino acids. Lineage: Eukaryota; Metazoa; Chordata; Actinopteri; Beloniformes; Adrianichthyidae.
AUGGACAACAGAUGAAAAAAGAAUGAUGUAUUUGCAGACAUGCUUUUUCACGUUUAUGUAUGUCAAACAAACAGAUAAAAUAAAAAAUAAAACAAAGCUGUGAUUUAUUAAAAUAACAAAGCUAAUCACUUCUCUAAUAAUUUUACAAGUUUAAACAUGUCUCUAUUAUAACAAAACAAAACGUUUUCAUUGGUAAAACUUUAUUUUUAACUGACACCUCUUUAAGCGCAGCGGCUUUGAACCUUCCGGGCUACUGUAGAGUGAACUUCCGGAAACUGCUGGUCAAAGAGAAAGCAGUUUAAUCUGAGCCAUGCGUCAUUUCAGUCUUCAGAGAGUUAGCAACCGGGCUAACGGAGGAGAAUAACGCGCUUUGGAGGUAAACAAACAUCAUGGCGGAGUCGUCGCCUCUGUCGGGGGUGAACGUGGUGUUGGUGAUGGCGUACGGGAGUCUGGUCUUCGUGCUCCUCUUCAUCUUCGUCAAAAGACAAAUCAUGCGCUUCGCCAUGAGGUCCCGCCGCGGGCCGCACGCGCCCAUCGGCCACAACGCACCGAAGGGUCUGAGGGAGAAAAUCGACUUCAGCCUGUCGAAGGUCCAGGAGAUCCGGUUCGAGCCGCGGCUGCUGUCGGAGGCGGAUGACCGGCUGGUGCCCAGAUCCCACAUCAGCUGCUACAACUACCUGUUCCGGAUGAAAGCUCUGGACGCCAUCCGGGACUCCGGAAUCCCGCUCCAGGACAUAAGCCGCACCCCCAGCGGCUUCACCGGCCGCACCUUCAGGAACUGGCUGCUGGAGCUGAGAAACUCCCACUCUCUGAUCAAAAGCAGCCGCAGCGCGCUCAUCGACCGCCUGCUGGAGGGCUACGACGACGCUCGCCACGGAACGGGGGUGUUCGGGGAGGCGGAGUUUCUGGAGUAUCAGCAGGCUCUGAACGAACUGGCUGAAGUGGUGAAGGCCUACUCCAGCAACACCAGCCUGGAUCAGUUCCACCAGUCGGCCGCUAAAGACCUGACGGGCUCUCCCGUCCGCGGCGCCCCCUCCACCAUCCAGGUGACCUACCUGCCCUCCGCCGGCCAGCGCAGCAAGCGGCCCAAACACUUCCUGGAGCUCAAGAGCUUCAAGGACAACUACAACACUCUGGAGAGCACGCUGUGAGACAUGGACUGACGGUGCGUUCAGGGACACCCCAGAACCCGUAAAACUGAAGAUGAGCUGCGAGGAGAACCGCUCUGUAAACUGGGUUGUUUGGACUAUUUCAUAACUUUAUGUUCACAUUUAGACUUGAAGCAAAAUAAUGUUAAUUUGAAGCAGCUUGAUAUUUAUUUGGAGCGUUAACUUAUUUAAUUAAUGCUAUUGACUUGUUGUAAUUUUAUUUUAUUAAAUACAUUUUUUUUGAGAAUCUUCGUUUUUAAUGAAAAAUAAAAUGCAUCCUGUAGCCACUAGGUGGCACUGCAGGGUGAAAAAAUACAUCAAGAAUCAACACUUGUAUAUAUUAUUGGUUUUAAUCGGAUUUUUGUCCAAAUAUAUUAAAGAAUUCUUGCAACAAA